Messenger RNA from Rubroshorea leprosula, 844 nucleotides. The record is from the annotation of a GenBank genome assembly. NCBI's taxonomy places the organism in Eukaryota, Viridiplantae, Streptophyta, Magnoliopsida, Malvales, Dipterocarpaceae.
CCUCUCCCUCUUCUUCACAACAGUCCCUCUGAUCCUCUCCCGCUCUGAACAAAUCUCUACCUUCAAUGGCGACUGAAAACCCUGCCAACACCCAAUCUCUGCCGCCGCAGCAGCAAUCGGCUCGUCCGGACUACAAUCAGUUGAUUAUGGCAGCGAUUGAGGCGCUGAACGAGCCGAGCGGAUCCAGCAAGUCGGCCAUCUCGAAGCACAUCGAGUCUACGCUCACGGAUCUUCCCUCGGAGCACCUCUUUCUCAUCCCGAUCCACCUCGAUGAGUUGAAGAAGAGCGGACAAUUACUUCUGGUCAAGAACAACUACAUGAAACCUGGUCCUAACGCGCCACCAAAGCGAGGCCGCGGCCGUCCUCCCAAGCCGAAGGAGCCUCUUCCUCCAGGGACCGUCUUGCCUCCACCGAGACCUCGCGGCCGUCCACCAAAGGCAAGAGAUCCUUUCGCUCCACCUCCAAAGCCAAAAACCUCCGCCGGAACCGGUAGGCCUCGUGGACGUCCUCCAAAGAAAGUUAAGUCUGCUUCGGCAGCUGCUUCAGCUCCACCUCCAGUUUCCGGUGUGAAAAGGGGGAGAGGUAGGCCGCCGAAGGUGAAGCCGGCGGUCACUCCGGUUGGCUGUUGACUGAAGUAACAAAAAGCAUAAAGACAGAAAGGAGAGAGAAUGACGGAAUUAGGUUUUUAAUUUUUAAAAAUCUUUUAGGUGUUGUUUAGUUCUCUACUAAUUGAUGUUUUAGCUCUUUUUUUUUUUUUUUAAUUCUUGGUUUAAUUCUGUGGGAAGUAUUGUAACUGUCGUGACUGUAAUUUCAUGUAUAUUGUUCACCGGAUUGUAGGCUUUCA